UCCCCAUAUAUUUGAACUAUUCCAAAGCGGUAAACUCAAAAUGGCGGCCUCAGUCGGGUCUGGCCGUGAACUUUGGCAGAUCAUCACUGGACAGUCCUUCCUACGCAGUCAGGACCAGGUAGGUGCUGAGCUGCAGAAGAACAAACAGAGACUGCUGAAUGGACUUCUCUUUUACAAACCUCCAAGUGAUGCCUCAGCUAAGACCUUGAAAGAGAAGAAAGAUGUGAAGAAAGAAGUAAAAGACUUCACCAUCAGAGCCAGCAAGUUUCUGGGCCUUGAUGAACUCCAGACCAACUCAUUGAUAGAGCUGUACCUGGCCCAGGACUUCAGGGAAUCACUAGAUGAAUGGGAGACAAAGUUGUCAGAUGAGCGUUAUGCACAGACCCUGCUUGGCAGACUUGCUGACUUCUAUUAUGAAGACAGGAUCUACAUUCUACAGAGUAUCAAACACCUCCUGAGUUACAGUGCAGAUGACAAACACCCAUAUAAGGAGAAAUAUGAUGACUGUCUUCAGAUGUUUGGUGACCAACUGAUCAACAAGGUCAUAGAACAGUACAAAGCAGUGUUUUCCAGAGAGGCACCAUCAGCUGAGACUCAUGGGAAUGCAAUGGAUGAACGACAAGUUGCCAAAUGGGCACUUCAAUGUCUGAGAGAACAGUGUGAACUACUGGAGACUGUAUUCCUGUACUACAAGGAGUAUGAGAUGCACCCUACCAGACUGCUGGAGUUUACCAGGCUAUUUAAGUCCCAGGGUUUUGGCUGCAGACAGACCAACAAACACCACUUCAGUCCUGGGGCAGAGGUUUUUGUCACACGACUAGGUUUCCUGAGUUCCCUGAUCCUGAUAGAAGGCUUGGAUCUGGAGUACCUACAGGAGACACCAGCCUCUGCAGUACCUAAUCAUCCCAUUCCUCAGGACCAGGACACAUUCAAGGCCUUGGACCGUCUCAUUACUGGCUGGGGGGACAACCCCCACCAUGCCCCAGUAUUGCUUGGUUGGGCGGCUCUACGGUUUGUGGCCCUACCAGACGACACCAGUCCUACAACCAGGAAACUUGGUUCAGCAGCCCUGAAUAUUGGAGUCUUCCAAUAUCUGGCUGGUUUACUGAACACUGAACCAUUCUCUGGGCAAACUGUGCUAGCUGGUGUGGUGAGGUUGAUAGUGCGAGGCCUGCUGUCCACAGUACUGUCCAUGUUCCAUGAAGACACCCUGGGUGGGAUCCAUGACCUCAUCUCCGUGGUAACCCCCGUCCUGGAGCAGAAACAACUCUGUAGGCUCUUCUGGGAGUCUGACCAGACUUCAGGGUUGGGUGUACUACUCCAGUCUGCCUGUAACAGGUUCCCGCUGGAGUUCUCCCCACUGCUGAGACUACUGACAGCCCUGGCAGUAGACAGGGAGACCACAGACAGGGUCAGUGUUGGAUAUUACAGUUUAACUAGUCCAAUAAUAGUAGAAAACCCUGUACAUGCUUUUGAUGAUAAAAGUAGACAUUCAGAAGAAGGCUUAGGACAUCUGUGUUGAGACUACACGCAUCUGUAUCAGCUAUAUAGCCGUGCCCUUCGGCAUAAC
Molecule: messenger RNA, 1570 nt
Organism: Branchiostoma floridae (Florida lancelet)
Lineage: Eukaryota; Metazoa; Chordata; Leptocardii; Amphioxiformes; Branchiostomatidae
Product: nucleoporin NUP188 homolog
Exons: 15
Coding region: 41-1522 (493 amino acids)
Biological process (GO): RNA export from nucleus; protein import into nucleus
Cellular component (GO): nuclear pore inner ring
Molecular function (GO): structural constituent of nuclear pore
Source: RefSeq, a predicted model, not a curated record